This is a messenger RNA of Ananas comosus (pineapple), 411 nucleotides long. RefSeq lists its product as uncharacterized. The record is from RefSeq and is a predicted model, not a curated record. The transcript has a single exon. Gene Ontology annotation, molecular function: calcium ion binding. Bases 1 to 411 code for a protein of 136 amino acids. Lineage: Eukaryota; Viridiplantae; Streptophyta; Magnoliopsida; Poales; Bromeliaceae.
AUGGCGAUGGAAUUGAUCGACGGAAAGAUCGUCGCGGACUUCAUUGCCGAUGCCGCCGCGUUCAACAGAGCUGCUGACGAGUUCUUCGCAGCCCUCGACGUCGACGGCGACGGCCGACUCUGUCGCAGCGAGCUGUUCACGGGCUUCGACGGCCUCUUCUGCUACGGGGAGCCGCCCGAACUAUCUGAAUCGACGAGGAAAGACGCUGCCGGUUUCUUUGCGAGGUUCGAAUCGGACGAAACCGGGAUGGUGGGCCGGGAGGAGUUCCGGUUCAGAUUGCGGGAGCUGAUGGCAGCGGUCGCGCAGGGUCUCGGCGAGGUUCCGGUCCAGAUUGCGCUCUACGAGGGAUCGGUGCUCAUGAAGGCGGUCGAGCAUAGCCGGUCCGCGCCGGGAUCCGGUGCGGGCUGUUGA